Molecule: messenger RNA, 9058 nt
Organism: Plodia interpunctella (Indianmeal moth)
Lineage: Eukaryota; Metazoa; Arthropoda; Insecta; Lepidoptera; Pyralidae
Exons: 4
Coding region: 204-8696 (2830 amino acids)
Source: RefSeq, a predicted model, not a curated record
UUUGAAUGAUGUUGGUAAGAUAGAUUUGUAGCGAAAUUUUACAUUUGUGAAAUUUUAGUGAUGUCGUCUUAUUAGGCGAGAUCUCUUGAACAGCAUACAGAUGAAAAUAUGCGUAGAUCAGUAUGUUUUCUAAGACUCACAGAAGAUCCAACGCUGUCCUAUGUGAGCUUGGCAACUUAUGAGUACCUGUCGUGUUUCGUCUGAUGCCUAACGUCAUGUGGGAAGUCAGUGGAUAUAGAUGGUCAAUAAGACAAGACACAAUGAAGCCUGAACGAGAUAUCUCUAGACUAUCAUCAUGUAGAUAUACAAGCGAUUCACAGAGCGAGACAUCGAAAUGUAUUUUUAAAAGAGCUGCGAACCUCUACAGAUGCUAUUAUAAAUAUAUCCCAAUGAAUAAGAGACAUCACACUGACAAACUUCUGAAGACAAAGUCGGAUUAUGAUUAUGAGCGAAAAGAUUUAAUUUCUGAAAUCGUCUGUAUUUUGGACAAAGAUGACUUCACAGAAAACUUAGUAAACGCACCUAUGCAUAACAAUAGGCAUCUCAAUAUGACGAAAACUGUAAAAUAUAAACCGAAGAAGAAUGCUACGAAAAACCAACAUGGAACCUAUAAUUCUGGAAAUUUCAGAAGAAAUCAGCUCCUAAGCAAUAAGAACAAUGCAUUUUAUUUUGCAGAAAAAUUAAAAGUUAUCGAUCAUGAUUUAAAAAAAAACUUGUAUCCUGUGAAAAGUCGAUGUUCAAAACAAUAUGAAAUUGAGAAACGAAUUUCUAUCGAUAAACGUAAUUCAAAAAUUGAGAAAUUUCUUAAUAAGUAUAGAGAAAGAAAACGCUUCAAAAACAAAUGCAUAAAAAAAGAGCAGGCAAUGUCCAUUUCAAGUGGUAUAUCUCAAUCAGUUUCUACAUUACGGGAACCUAUAUCUAUGUAUAUCAGAGCUGAACAGUCUGCACCAAAUAUGAGCAAAUUACAAAUGCAAAGUAGACUUAAGAAUGAAAUCGAUGAAAUGAAAAAAAUUAACGUGAACAGAAAAUUAAAUAUUCACGCGGUUACUGAAUUAAAGCAAAAAAAUAAAACUUGUGUUAAAUUGGUUAACAAAUCAAAAAACCGUCGAUUUUUAGGCAAUUUAAUGUUAACUCUUUCUCAAGAGGAAAUUAAGGACAAAACAGAAAAAAAUAACACAUAUAACCAAAAUAUUUCCACAAAAAAUAUUUCUGUAACAAAUAUGAGUAAUAAAACAAAAUUUAUUCUUUUUCCAUAUAAAAACACUCCAUUCGUAAGAAUAUCCCACACAGGCAACCCUAAUGAUAGUAGUAAUAACAGAAUUGUUUAUAGAGAAGAUUCAAAAGUGAAGAGGAAUAAUAUCAAUAAGGAAACAUUCACAGGACAAAACCUUAACAUGACGAAACGUAGUUAUCUUAUCAAAUGUCACUACACAAAAAUGUAUAAACAACACAAACAUCGACCAAGUAAGAAUUUAGUGACUACUGAAAGCCGAAUAAAUAAUAAGUUGAAUAAUUUUAAAAAACAUAGCGUAUGUGACGAUUUGGAAAGGGGUAAAAAACCAAGGCAAGAUUUUUCUAAACCCUCAUCCACCAUUAUAGAUAAUGUUAAUCAUUCAGAUAAGGGACGUUAUCCGGUAAAAAUCAAAAUUGUAACACGACCCUUUGUUGCCAGACAUAGAGAAAUUCGAAAACGUAAUGGUUGUAAAGUCUUAUAUAAAAAAAAUGUAAAGUCACAUAACAUAGGUUCAUCUAUAAGUUUGGGGGUUCCAUUUUCUAAUACUAAUAACAAAUUUAAAGUCUUCGCGGCGCCAUCCUGUCAUUUAAAUUUUUUUGAUAAUGUUUUGAAAACAAAAAAGUCGAAUUAUAAACCUCCUGGAAAUAAUCAUACGAUUUUAAACAAAGGACGUGAUGACAUUAACGUUAGGUUUUCAAAAGAAUAUUUCAUAAAAAGUAGCAGAUCUGACAUUACAGGCGCAAGGCGUUUAUUGAAUAGGUAUUUCUGUACAAUGAAUGUGAGAAUCAAAGGUAAUCUGGAACCGUAUGAGUGUGAACCCGGAUAUUGCAUACCAGGAGAGUGUGAUCCAUACAUAUGUCAGAAACGGAUACAAAAUAGACUGAUGGGAAAUAUUUCAAAGGUGUCUCAAGCGACAAUGUCCCGAUCUAUACCAUUAACUCCCAUUACCAGUAACUCUCCCCAAAUGAGAAAUAAAAUGAUACCUUCAACAAAAACACGUAUUGACCAUCCACAACCUCAGGGAGGUAUUAAGUAUAAGUCUUUACCAAAUAAGCGUCGCAGUCAAGCCGUGAGGGUAGGUUCCACAUUUAGCUUUGACAUUGAGUUCUCUAAAAAACGUGGUCAAGAUGACAAAUUUGCUAAAGACAAAGGACAACCUAAAUACCAAGACUUUCACAAAAAUAAAAUGCAUACUAAAAAUGACCAAAUGUAUCAAAAUAAAAUACAUCCUAAAUAUGAGGACGUUUAUGAUAAAAUAAAUUAUAAAAGCGAUAAAUUUUCUGAAAGCCCUUUACGUUAUAGAGACAAUCGUAGCUUGAAAUAUGACUAUUCUAAAAAUAAACAAUAUUUUAAAGACCAGAGGGUGCACCAGGGAGAAAAUACACAUACAAUUUCCAAACAAAGUAAAUUACAACAAGCGCGUUCACGUUAUAAAACCAGUUCCAUGCCUGCCAAAACUAGUACACCCCAGCAGUCUACCGUAAAGACUUCCGGAAAGAAAUCAAGUACAAGUUCUUCUGUGGAUGAUUGUGUUUGUCUCCGAACGCUAAAAAAAAUAGAAGCAAAAGAAAAUCGUCAGAAAAAGAAAAAAAAGAAAAAGAAAAAUAUUAAGGAUGCAUCAAACACACCCUCCACUCAAACAACCACAAAAAGAUCAAAUAUUGUUGCCAAUAAAGGCAAUCAAUCUACCAAGCCAAAAACUGAUGCAAUAAAAACAAAUAAUCAAGGAAUGACAUCUACUUUCAGCAUGACUACAAACCCAAAACCAGGGACAAAAAUAAGUCAGAUGAAAUCUACACUCUCUAGUCACAUUAGACGUUGUUUUUGUACUUCAAAGAUUCUUGUACCAAAUGGAAAACCCCAGACUGCAUCUACUCAUAAUAGACCUUUAAGAUCUAAAGGUAUAUUGGACUUUAAUGCAUGUGAACCUUUUGUAUGUACUCCGAACAGAUGUAAUCCUUACGUAUGUCUUGAAAUAAAAAGAAAUCGUAACAAAAGGAUAGACACAGAGUAUCCAAAAAAAAUAUCUAUGUCUAACAUAACUAGUAACAAAAGACCAUUUGGCAAAGAAGAAUAUAUUCCGGCACAAAUAUCGGAUCCUGCAAAGUAUGAUAAUUUUGAAACAAACAAACAAACUAAGAUGCCACACGAUACGACGCCGAAAGAACCUAUUCGUCCUAAUUCUUCAAAUUCAUUAGGUAGAAGACAAGCUGUGAGAAUUGGUUCAACGUUUAGUUUUCACAUUGAAUUUUAUAAAGAUAGAUUUCCAAAAACGUCGGAAAUUGCAGCUGCUGCAAAAGCAGUAAAGCGAAAAUCCCAAAAAAUUGGUGGUAAAGAAAAUACAAAACAUAAAGGAUUAAAUACAAAUAAUAAAAUGUUAGAUCAGCUAUCACAAGUCUCAAAAACGAAUACAGAUAAAAGCAUCAGUACUAUGAUGCCCAAAAAAUGUUUUUGUACAUUAAAAAUUAAAAAUCCUUAUAUGUGUGAACAUGGUGUUUGUACACCUGGUGAAUGUAAUCCUCACGAAUGUCUAUUACGUUUACAAAAACGAUAUAUGAAAGAUUCCAGUGUAUUUGCAAAUUUCCCUGAACGACCCAGCGUAGUAUCAAAUACAAGUUCUGUCUCUCAGAAAAUACAAACACAUCGACUAGAAAAAUCAAGUAGAUCAAAAAGUGCAGUUAUGCAAACACAGCGUUCAGCAAAAUCUAAACAAUCAAAAACUGCAGUAAAGAAAUCGAAACGUCCCAAACGUCCAAAACGAAAUCGAGGCAUGCCUUUAAAAAAUGCUGUACGAUUUGGCUCAUCUUACAAGUUCGAUAUCGAAUUUUAUAAAGACACGCAAGAUACAUUUAAUGAGGAAAACUUUGAUGGAAGGAAAUGCAGAGAAGCAAAAGAAUGUAUCUCACAAGAUAAGACAUGCAGGAAGAAGUGCAGAGAUAUAUGUAAUGAAAAAGAAUUUUCUUCACAAGAUUCUGUACCAGUUCAGGACAGAUAUUCACAGCCUUCAGCUCCGAAUAAUUUUCACAAUAGACAUUCUCAAUCUUCAUUUCCGAAAAUGCAUUCAUCAAUGACCGAAACAAAUAUACUUAAGAGGUGCUUCUGUACAUUAAAAUUAAAUUCUUACAAAAAUAACCCACAACAAAUGAGUUCCAGACCAAAUGUUUAUUUUUCCACCGUGCAUAAUAAUUUAUUUGCAUUCGAAACCAAUAUUCAAAAUAAAAACAAUGUAACUAUUAAAAAUAUUAGUAAACAAAUUCAUCAACAAAAUACAAGGCAACGUGAAUCAUAUUCUAAAAACAUAAAUUUCAAUUACAACGUAUCAGAUAAUCAAUUAACUUUCGAAAAUGGAUUUAAGAAGAUCGCAUCAAAUAAUUUUUUAACAAAAAGAGGAAUUAUACAUAAGAAAUGUUUUGAUAAUAAAUAUCAAUUACAACGAAGUGAAUUAUAUCAAAAUGAUUGUAGCGUAAAACGUAAUGAUUUUGGAACAAUAUCAUUGCUUAAUACAUGCUUUUAUGCUAUGGCAUUACAAAAAAUACAAAAAACUAUACCCAAAUCACAAAGAAUAUCAAAAAAAUCACACGAUCGGAAGCUCAAUAAUAAUUUAGAUAAAUUAAAAUAUCCUCAUGACUGCACCACACCAAAAAUAGAAAAAAUACAAAUUCAUUCCAAGAAUAAUAUAUUAUCAAACGCAAGUAAACAAAUUAUUAGACUAGAAAAAAAAGGAGUAAAUUGUUUGAAGCGUUGUUUCUGUACUUUAAAUUUUCAAAACAUCACUCUGAACCAAAGUACACAGAAAACCAUUACCACUAACAGAAAAGAACUAAAAUGUACUGAAGGACUGCCCUGCAAUUCUUCUGAGGUUGCUCAAAAAAGAAGCGGAUUUGACAAUCCAUUGAAUGUACCAGAUAGCAUUCAAAAUAAGUUACAAAAGUACAAUGCCGACCCAAAAAUUACAGAGAUAUUCAUACAUCGAAAAAUUUGCAAAAAUGGCUCCAAAGUACACAACAAUGUGAAAAUCUCAGGUGAGAAUGUUAAUUUAGGAAAUCAUUUUAUGGAACUUAAGUCCCUAAAUUCACGUAAUAGCUCAAAUAGUGCAGAUGACAAAUUUAAAAAACGUACAUUAAAAUCAUCAGGCAUCCAGUCUCUUUUGUGUCGUUGCAAAAAUAUGUUUUGUAAACAUUCUAAGGAUUCGAAAUGUAAUGCCGAUUCGUUUAAAUAUCCUCAGUCAGAUAUUCAAUUAAAAAAGCACGUAUUACAUUCGCCUUUACUAAAAAAAAGAAAACUAAAGAUCACCAAUCAGAAAAAUAAAGAAAUAUCUAAAAACGAUUUCAUGGACGUAAACAAAAAUAAUAGUAAUCUUAUGAACCCGCAAAACUCACAUAUAGGUAUAUUUGAGAGCAAUAUCACUUGCUUGUACUGUCAGGUUCAGAAUGAUAGAGAUAAAAAAACAAAUAUUUACCAAGAUCUUAGCAACAACAAACAAGUUAAAUUUCCAUUUAGAUCUCCAACCCAAGAUAGUGUUCAAGAAGUGCGAGAAGUAAAUGAAAGACACCAAAAUUUUAAUACUAGUGCCCAAUUAGGUGAAAAUAAUUUUUCGGGUGACAAUGAAAACUCAACAAACACCUGUUAUUGCGAACCGAUUUACAAAUCUAAGACCUGUGAUAGAAACAAGCAACAAGAAGUUCAAACUUCAAAUUAUCUUAAGAGAUACUCCUCUCAAACAACGAAUUUUAUUAAUAAAUGCAUGCACGUAUGCAACACCUUCAGGAAUGACCUAUUGAGAAGUGCUAACAAUGUGAUCGUUCCAAACACCGUCGAAAAUUUUGAUGUUACUAAUAAUAAACUAAAAGACACAUAUGCAGAAUUUUGUACACACAAAAGGGAAGCAACAAACCAAGCAUGUAAUAUGUAUACUGGUAUAUGUCAGUGCCAUUUAUCUUGUGCAAAAUCAAUAUGUGAACAUGAUUUUAAAAGAAAAUGUGAUGCUAUUCAUAAUCUAAAGCAUUUAUUUGGCAAUGAUGCUUUUGUGAUGAAUUCAGAAGAUUGUAACGGAGUAAUUUUAGAUCCUCAAACAAAGCAACCGUCUGAUAAAAAAGAUCUGUCAAUUAGUAUAAAUAGAAAGAAAAUACCCAAAGAAUCAAUAUAUACAGAAUCUGGUACAUGCGAGAAAUAUCAUAAAGCCAGGCACGAAAAAAAAGGGACUCAGCAAAUUGAUGCCAAAGACAUCACUAAAUUAAAUGGAUUCAUGAAAUUGCUUGAUACAAGUACUGAUGGUAAUUUAAAAUUUAAAAAGAAAGGUUUGAAACAAAUCAAAUGCAUAAAAUAUGAUAUUACAAAAUCAGCAAAACAAAACAACAGAUUUUCUUAUACUAGUGAUGACCUCAACAACCUACUAGUUAAUGUCUAUAAUGACACUCAAAUCAAAGAUAAUGAAAAAAUACAAAGGAAACAUUUUCAGAAUGGUCUAGAAUCUAGUAAUAAAUAUUAUGCUCAUAAAAAUGGCGGUAAUGCGCAUUGUAGCUGCAGAAAUCAAUAUGAGUAUUAUGGAUGUGGGGUUCAACAAAAAGAAAAACGAGAACAAAUUUAUAAAAAAGCGAAAAAUAUAACGCACUACGGUAUAAAGUCAAAAUGCAGAUACCGUAGCAGUUUAUGUACUACUUGUAAAAUUGCUAGAUCUUCUCUUCAACUAUCAGAGUUUUCGGAGUACUCGUGUGGUGACUCACCUUUUCAACAAGAUGAUGUAUCUAUUACUGAACAACAAAUAUAUACAUUAAAUGCCAAUAAAUUAAAUACUUAUAAUGUUUGUCCAAAUUGUAUAUAUUUACAAAUGACAAACAAUAUUAAAUUUAAUCGUUCUCAUAAAAAACCUAAUUACUUAUGUUCUUGCAAAUCUAGUGGUGAUCGGCCUAUGCAACAAGCAAGCGGAAUAACUUUAAAUUGUUGUCUGUUUUCCACACCGGAAGCGGGUCAAUUAGACGAUCCAGAUAUUGUUUUAGCCACUAAUGUAGAACCCAAUCAAAUUGUAGAAGGUAAAUGUAAAAGAAGAAAAAAAAAUCAUACUAUACAACAAGCAACUAAACAUAAUGAUAGCUCUUGGAAAUAUUAUUGCCCUCAUCAAAAAUAUCCUAAAAAUUUGCUGAUUAAUCAAGAUACUAAUUUAUUAAUGAUGAAAAAUAAAGAUAUUCUUCCCAUUACUGAAGGUCUUAUAGUUAAUACAAAUAAUAUUACAUUGCAACAUAAAAAACAUAAAUUCGACUCAAAUAUAGAAGUCCCAAUCAGUAAAAAGCCAGAAACACCAUUGAAAUGUAAUAAAAUAUUCAGAAAACCUACAUUAAAACAAAGUUCCACACGUAUACGAAAUGAAACAAAAACUGACGCAAUCUUAGCAGAUAAUACCCAUUUACUCAUAGAUUCAAAUAUUGAGAAAAAAAAUCUGACUGAUGACAAAACUUCCAUAAAAAGUUCGAAAACAAAAUGUUUCUGUGAAGUCUUAAACGGUAAUACAUUAAAAGAAAUUACUAUCAAGACGAAUGCACAAAAACCCGAUAAAAGAUGUAUUUACGGAGUUCCAAUUAGUGUAGGUGAUAUAAUUAAACCUAACUUCUGUAAAUCUUCUGAUAGUAAAAAAUGUGCCUGUGAUUUAAAAAAAGAGGGUCUAUUAGAACCUAAUACAAAAGAUAAAUCAAAGCAUCGAUUCGAUAUAAUAGAACAAUCAAUAUUUCAAAGUAAAACAAAACGUCCAAGUUCAAAGCUUAAUGUAGUAUCUGCAAAUAUGCCAGUCACUAAAUACAAAACUGAAAAAAAAACAAAGUCAAAACGUGAACUGGAGUUGAAACCUAAAUCCGAAUCUAAAAAUAUAAACAGAAAAAAUAACAUAAAACUUGAAUCCAAGCUAAGAUCAGAAUCCAAAGCACCUGUUCAAUCUGAAUCUCGGAUCAAACCUACAAUUGUGUCGGGUAUUGAGUCUAAAAUUAAAGGAAUUUCAAAAAAGUCGAAGUUUGAGUCUGAUUUUGAAUCUGAAUCUAAAAUAACUAAUAGGAAGAUAAAAAUAAAUGAGACUAAUAUAGAAUCUAAUUCGAAAUUGAAAUUAAAAAAAGCUAUUGCAUCUGAUGAAUCUUUGACUACAACAUCGAAAGUUAAAAAGUUCGAUAAUCAUUCCUUUUGUCAGUGCUGUUCAAAAAAUGUGAAUGGUUUAAAUUAUGUAUCUGGAAACAAAAUAGUAGAGAACAAAAAGGACCACCAAAAGAAGGUGAAUAAUAAAAAAGUGUCGAAUAAGAAAAAUAAACCAAGAAAAGAUAUAAAAUUUGUUGUUAACCAAAAAAAGAGUCCUGCGAUUAAACGAAGGGAACAAAGUGCAUUUCAACGGUUCCGAAAGCAACUUUGUAAACGCAAAAGUGGACCUUUGAUUGCUAAAACUGACUUGAUCAAGACGAUAGAUGAGGCUUCUGCUUCUGUAGUGUAAGGGGUGAACAGAACAAUGGAAUCACACAAAGAUCGCAGUGGCUUUAGACCUGUGAAAAUAGUUAAAUCUCGAACAAAACAGCCAAUAGAAUUUGUGUGCAAUUUAUUCAUGGGUUCUCUCAGAAAGAGACCAUGGCUUUCUGCCUAUUACAUGUGUCCAUGGUUCUCCUCCCUCAUUGCGUUAGUUUCUUGAAUAUUGGGAGACAAUUUUCCGUUGUAUUCUUGUUUAUGUUAAGAGUUUGGAGUUCUCUUAUUCUGGUAUUGAGAUGUGUAAGGCUUUUUUUGUAUUGUGCUUUCUGUACCGGUUAAUAAGUAAUACAACGAAAUUAUAUUUUUAAGUAAUACAUUUUAUUUCAUGACUAA